Molecule: messenger RNA, 1191 nt
Organism: Spinacia oleracea (spinach)
Lineage: Eukaryota; Viridiplantae; Streptophyta; Magnoliopsida; Caryophyllales; Amaranthaceae
Product: expansin-A25-like
Exons: 2
Coding region: 112-834 (240 amino acids)
Biological process (GO): plant-type cell wall organization
Cellular component (GO): extracellular region
Source: RefSeq, a predicted model, not a curated record
UGAAAUAACAAUUUCUCAAAAAAAAAAAAAAAAAAUUGAAAUAGUUCACUCAAAAGAAAAUUUAUCUGCACUUGCUAGUUUAUUUUUUUAGUGUUUGAUUCAAAUAAAAAAAUGUCUAAUUUUUAUCAAAUAAUUUUCGGAUUUCUUGCUACCAUGGCCUUUAUUACCAUGGUAGAUGCUUGGAUAAAUGCUCAUGCAACUUUUUAUCAUGAUCCUGAGAAGGGUGCUUGUGGUUACGAUACAUCAAAGGAAGGCUAUGGAUUAGAAACAACAGCACUAAGCACAGUCUUAUUUGACAAGGGUGCAACUUGUGGAGCAUGUUUUGAAAUUCAAUGUGAAGGCUCAAAAUGGUGUAAACCAGGCGCAGGCACAAUCAAAGUCACCGCCACCAACUUUUGUCCACCGUCGAAUGGUCCGGCGGCAUGGUGUAAUCCACCGUAUAAACACUUCGACCUAACUCUACCCAUGUUUCUCAAAAUCGCGGUAUACCAGGCUGGUAUAGUACCCGUACAAUACAGGAGAAUUCGUUGUAUUAAGCAAGGGGGUGUCAAGUUUCUUAUAAAUGGGAAUCCUUAUUUUCUCCUAGUACUAGUCUUCGAUGUUGCAGGUGCCGGAGAUGUUACAAACAUGAAGAUCAAGGGUUCGGACAACAAAUGGGUACCAAUGAAACGAAAUUGGGGCAUGAAUUGGCAAGUUGGUUAUGAAGAUUGGGUCAGUAAUGAAUCCUUGUCGUUCCAAGUGACUACUAGUGAUGGAAAAACAUUAAAGUUUAUUAAUGUUGUGCCACCAAAUUGGAAAUUUGGUAUGACAUUUGAAGGGAAGUCUAAUUUUUAAGAGGAUGUGAUUGAGGAUUUUAUUUUUGGGACACGACGUAAAGAAACAUAAAAGUUAAAAGUUACAUUACGGCCGCAAACAUUAAGAGACGGAAGGAUAUAAAAAACAAUACGGAGUAUAUGCAAAACUGAAACUGCCGUCCUUUUAAAAAAAAAGUUGUUGAAUAGUCUAGCCAAUUCAACUCAAUGUCCCGCAAGGAUGAACCUUGAAGCACACUAAAAAUGUUCGUUUGAACUUUAUUUUCCAUGUAUGUAUGAACCUCAAACUUUUAAGUAGGAGUUCAAUAAUAUUCAUCCACUCGGAUUUUUUUUCUUCUCGAUCGUUUAUUUAUUAUUCAAAUUAAAGUUGUUUGUUUUA